Monascus purpureus is the source of this 324-nucleotide messenger RNA. The record is from the annotation of a GenBank genome assembly. Lineage: Eukaryota; Fungi; Ascomycota; Eurotiomycetes; Eurotiales; Aspergillaceae.
AUGUCUUACACGUCCUCCUCGCACUCCUCGUCCUCCGCCUCCUCCUCCUCCGGGUAUGUUUACAGUGACCAGAAGUCAUUGUUUCCGGAUGGAGCCCAGAGCACGUAUGCUACCAUCCUUCCGCAUAGGCAACCCUCAUCCCAGGGUAUCAGCCAAUCUCAACCCCAGUACCAACCACAACAUACCAUGUCCGAUGGGAUGAGGAGGUAUCUCGACACUCGGUCCUGCGAUGAUCCAUACUACGCCAACGCACGGAUCUCGGAGCGGCAAGUUCACUCUCUUCACCUCCAGGAGGAGAUGGCCAAGUUCGACAGACAAUUCUAG